UCUAACAGUCACUCCCUCUUCCCUUUGGGGCUGGUGUGCUUGUGUUUAGUUCUCAGAGAUAGUCAAAUAGGAUUCCUUUGGGAAGGGACACAAAUCACUCCCAUUUUAACAAGAGGAACAACACGGGGUCUGCAGCCACAAGGGUCCUCCUCUUCUUGAUUUCCAAUUUCUUAUUCAUUUCCUUUUGACAGGGAAUACCUCUGGAAAAGGAAAACAAAGAGAGAGAAAAGGAAGAAAAAAGACUUGUCAGGGGUUGAUGCCAUUUGAUCUAGCACAAUCUGAAAGCUCUAGUUGAUCCCAUUCUCUAGUUGAUACCAGAGCUCAUAGAGCAAGUCUCUUUAAUACAGGAGGGAUAGCGCUGUCUUGCGUUUCGCUCGUUUGUCUUUUUAUCACUGUUUGAAGUGCUUUUCGUCUCUGAGACACCUGGAUUUCGAUAACUUGUCUUUGGACUCUUUUCGUCUUUUUCUCUUGGUUUGAAGUAAACAGACACACUGUCACUGGCAUCAACGCGGACCCAGCAUUAGCUCGCGCCCACGUUGUUACCCUCAUUUACCUGUGAUUAGAGAAAACGAAUUUUGGGACACUCAAACGGAGAGAGGGAGCGCGAUUUUUUCAUGUUUGGGAUUCAGGAGAGCAUCCAGAGGAGUGGGAGUAGUUUGAAAGAGGAACCCAUCGGAUCCGGGAUGAACGCAGUUCGGACAUGGAUGCAGGGAGCCGGGGUGUUGGAUGCGAACACGGCCGCUCAAAGUGGAGUGGGUCUUGCCCGGGCGCACUUUGAGAAGCAACCGCCAUCAAAUCUUCGGAAAUCCAACUUCUUUCACUUCGUUUUGGCUCUAUAUGACAGACAAGGACAACCAGUGGAAAUCGAAAGGACGUCUUUCCUCGGUUUUGUCGAGAAGGAAAAGGAAUCCACUGGAGAAAAGACCAACAAUGGUAUACACUACAGACUGCAACUUCUCUACAGCAAUGGCAUCAGGACAGAGCAGGACUUUUAUGUACGACUCAUCGACUCCAUGACUAAACAGGCCAUUAUUUAUGAAGGUCAAGACAAGAACCCUGAGAUGUGCCGAGUGUUACUGACACACGAGAUCAUGUGCAGCCGCUGCUGUGACAAGAAGAGCUGUGGCAACCGCAACGAGACCCCGUCUGACCCAGUCAUCAUCGACAGGUUCUUCCUGAAGUUUUUCCUGAAAUGUAACCAGAACUGUCUGAAGAAUGCAGGGAACCCGCGGGACAUGCGCCGCUUCCAGGUGGUGGUGUCUACGACGGUCAGUGUGGACGGCCAUGUCCUGGCGGUCUCUGACAACAUGUUUGUCCACAACAACUCCAAACACGGCCGCCGGGCCCGUAGACUGGACCCCUCGGAAGGUACGCCAUCAUACCUGGAGCAUGCUGCCCCCUGCAUCAAAGCCAUCAGCCCCAGUGAGGGCUGGACAACAGGGGGCGCAACUGUCAUCAUCAUAGGUGACAACUUCUUUGACGGCCUCCAGGUCAUCUUUGGCACCAUGCUGGUCUGGAGUGAGCUCAUCACACCCCACGCCAUCCGGGUGCAGACUCCGCCCCGCCACAUCCCAGGGGUGGUAGAGGUGACCCUGUCCUACAAGUCCAAGCAGUUCUGUAAAGGCACGCCGGGACGCUUCAUCUACACAGCCCUGAAUGAGCCCACCAUCGAUUACGGUUUCCAGCGACUGCAAAAGGUCAUCCCCCGACACCCUGGAGAUCCAGAACGCCUUCCAAAGGAGGUGAUUCUGAAGAGGGCAGCAGACCUUGUGGAGGCUCUGUAUGGGAUGCCACACAACAACCAGGAGAUGAUUCUGAAGCGGGCGGCGGACAUAGCAGAGGCUCUCUACAAUGUUCCCAGGAACCACAACCAGCUGAGCAGCCUGGGCAACAGCUCCGUCCACGCAGGCAUGAUGGGGGUCAACUCCUUCCCUGGCCAGCUGGCCGUCAACGUGUCCGAGUCCUCCCAGGGAGCCAAUCAGGGUGAGGGGGCGGGUCGAUACGGGUGUGGCGCUAUCGUCAUAGAAACCGGUUUCAGUCGGAACACGAGCAGUGUGUCUCCCCACGGCUACGUGCCCAGCUCCACCCCCCAGCAGACUAACUACAGCUCUGUGACCACCAGCAUGAACGGCUACGGCAACACUGUCAUGUCCAACCUGGGAGGAUCCCCCAGCUUCCUCAACGGCAGCGCUGCCAACUCGCCCUACGCCAUCGUUCCUCCAGCCCCAACAUGGCGUCCUCCACCAGCCUGCCCUCUAACUGUAGCAGUUCCUCUGGGAUCUUUUCCUUCUCCCCUGCCAACAUGGUGUCGGCCGUCAAGCAGAAGAGCGCCUUCGCCCCCGUGGUGCGACCCCAGACCUCACCCCCGCCCACCUGCACCAGCACCAAUGGCAACGGUCUCCAAGAUCAGUCUUUUGUGGACUCUAGCAAGUACUCCACAGCCAGCUCGCUGCAGGGCCUGGCCUUCUCCUGAAUGAUUCCUGGAAUGAUCGUUCCUCCCAUGUAAGCGGUGUGUGAGGUGAGGAGAAGGACACACACCCAGACGUGGAUCUCAGCAUGUACAUAAGGCUCCGGUUUAGGACUGGAUCGUCAGUCCUGCAUUGAAGGAAUAGAACCCGUAACUCAGGCCCUUUUUAAAAGGAAUCACAUUUGAACAAAAAAAAGAAGACAAAAAACUAAAAAAUAUGAUAAUUUGCAGCAACCUCUUUUGAAUUUGUACACCUUGUUGACACUUUUUAAGAGGGAAGGCAAGGCCACAGAUUACCCAGAAAGCCCAUCUAAAAAAAGUAUUUAUUUUGGAGAGGAUUGACUCUUCCUUUUAUUUAGUGCGUUGUUUGUGUUUUACCUUUGUGCGAAAAUACAUAUUUCCCAUUUUCUAAAUCUAAUACACACUAUUAGAUGGAUUUUUAUUUAUGAAGAAAAAAUAAAUAAAUGAAGAAAAUGUUUGUGAAGGAUUAAAAAAACAUGUUGAAAGUGAGUGGCAGAGAACCUAUGUCACAUGCCCUAACUAACCCUAAGGCACAGAAAGACACAUACAUGCUAGGUAGCACAAGCUAUCUAUGCACCAUUGCAGAAACUCUCUGCUUUUGAGUUCUUUUGGCCACUGCAAACAGCCCAUAUACAUUUCUCUCCCUCUCAUGCCAAGCAGAGACUGCCAUCGCUACGACUAGCGCUUUCACUCAUCUCCACAGAAAGCAAGUGAUUUAUCCAUGAUGACACAUAACCAGCCAUUCACCCCAUGUUGGCUGUGAGUGCACCGAUCGUGUCCAAGUUCCUAGGUGGUUGUCAGAGAUAGAGAGCAGAGCUUGAACCUGCCCUGGAUGCCAACAGUGUCUCUACUGUAUGGACUUUGGAUGGCUAACUUGCUGUGGAGCCACUCAGCCAAGUCCUAUAACUGUACAUCAGAAACCCUCUUGUUAAAGUGUUCUCUCUCUGCCAUCUACCACGAAAUCUCAAUGAAGGAAACCAUACAUUUCUAAAGGGUGUUGCCAUUUCACUUUUGCUAUAUCGUGUGAAUUUACAUUUUUUUUAUUAUGAUAGUUUUUCUGUUUGUUGUGCUCUCACCAUGAAACUGUGAUCAUGGGUCAGCCAUAAAAAAAUUUGCUUCUUAUUCCACCAUGUUACCGUACAACAGUUUAGGAUCUGAGAAACGGAAUACUGGGAGACACUUUAUAGACAGACUAAUGAGUCAACAGUGAGGUGUGUAGUGGUGUCCCAGCCGCCAUGGUGAUCAAUGGAAUAGCCAGCACUGUAAAAGUUACCUACUCCUCAGAUGCCUAGCAAAUAUCUGAAUCCAACCUUUUCAAAUUAUUUUUUUUGCUUUCUUGUGUGGUGUGUUUUUGUAUAUAGUAAUACAUUUGUUAGUCUUUGUGAUUUUUCAUUUUUGCCAAAGUCAUUGUUUAAGAUAUAUUUAUACAUUUAAAGAAGUCUUAAGGCAGCUUUACAAUAUAAUGUCACGGAUGUCAUGUUUACUACAUUACUCAAAAUUAUCUCAUCAAUUUUAGCUCGGAGAUUUUGGAUAGUAGAAAUGGAUGUAAGGUAUCCAUAUAAAUAAUGUAUCUAUCUCCUGAAUUUGUACAUUGCUUCUUCAUCAUCCUUCAUGUGUACGUUUGCAUUUUGUGACUGUACCGAUUUAUUUGGUUGUCUACCAUGUUCCAUGUUUAAAUGUAAUUUUGAUACAUUUAAUUUGUAUGUUUUUUGUUUAGUUUUUUUGUUUUAAGCCAUACUUCCAUUUCUAAUUCCAUCCACCCUAAAGCCAUUGUCUAUUUUUGUAUCAUUUGUUAGUUAAUGAAAAUGUUGUUGUUUUCUUUUUGUCUUGAUAUUGGAUUUGUUUUAUCAUAUGGUAAAAGUAGCAUAUUAUUCUUAUAGUAUUUAGUUAUAUAGAUUUUGAGAGUAUAUAAGUAUAUCAUAUGAAUAUCUUUUUUGCUUAGAUUUUUUGGCUUUCAAAAGAACUGAUACUGUUUAAAAUCAAACAAUAUGCAUGGGUUUUCUCCUCCUAGCGAUGCAUUUGUGUGUUGAAAGCAGGAAGACCAUUUUUGGCAAAGAUACGAAAAUACU
This is a messenger RNA of Coregonus clupeaformis (lake whitefish), 4557 nucleotides long. Its product is annotated as transcription factor COE1. The record is from RefSeq and is a predicted model, not a curated record. Gene Ontology annotation, biological process: regulation of transcription by RNA polymerase II. The transcript is spliced from 17 exons. Bases 615 to 2477 code for a protein of 620 amino acids. NCBI's taxonomy places the organism in Eukaryota, Metazoa, Chordata, Actinopteri, Salmoniformes, Salmonidae. Gene Ontology annotation, molecular function: DNA-binding transcription factor activity, RNA polymerase II-specific; RNA polymerase II cis-regulatory region sequence-specific DNA binding.